Molecule: messenger RNA, 4000 nt
Organism: Ailuropoda melanoleuca (giant panda)
Lineage: Eukaryota; Metazoa; Chordata; Mammalia; Carnivora; Ursidae
Gene: NT5DC4
Product: 5'-nucleotidase domain containing 4
Exons: 11
Coding region: 3273-3674 (133 amino acids)
Molecular function (GO): 5'-nucleotidase activity
Source: RefSeq, a predicted model, not a curated record
AAAAAAAAGUUAAAAGAAACAGGUGACAUUAAUUUUAAUAAUAUAUUGGAUUUAAGCCAAUAUCAAAAAUAGCAUUUUAACAUGUAACCAAUAGAAAAUUAUUGAGAUUUACAUUUAUUUUUUGGUACAAAGUCUUUGCUAUCUGGUGUGUAUUUUAUCCUUAGAACACUGCUCAGAUCAGACCAGCCAUACCUCUAGUUCUCACUAGCCCCACAUGGCCAGUGGCUACCGUCCUGGACAGCGCAGCUCUAAGCUCUAAGCUCUACCUAUGAGGUAGGCAGGACUUAUUUCCCUUCUUUUAAAGCUGGAAAAAGAGAGGUGUGGAGGGCCCCCAGGUGUGCCCAGCAGAGCAUGGACGCACCCAGCCUUCCGUCUCCUCCCUAGCUGCGUCUCCCAUGAUACCCACUCUCUUCCACAGCCCGUGGCACAGUCCGGGCCUCUUUGGAGCCCAUAGGCAAGCAGGGGAGACAAAACCAAUCCAGUUCUAGCGAUAAGCCAGAUAGUGCAGUGGGGUUCAGAGGAGGGAGGGGCCCCUGGAGGCUGGAGGGGACAGGUCAAGUUAUCUCCCAGCAGCAGGACGGCCUGGGCUCUUGGUCUCUGGUGAGCAGGUCUCCUUGAUAAGCGGCCUGGAUAACAGAUUCCCGGAGGCCUUCUCGAGGACCCACCUGCCAGUCUUCUGUGCCUUGAUGUUUAUCUAUGCACAGCAUUUUGCGUUUCUAUGAGGCUUGGCCCCUCCACAGAGACCUACAAUGCCCAGUAGAAAGACAAGAAGGCAUCCAUAACAAUAAUGAUGAUAAUAUUAGUAUUAUAUGAUGAUAAUACAUGUGCAUUUAUGAUAUGAUGAUUCGUUCAUGUUAUCAUACGAUGAGAGCUACCAGGGUACUCUGUCCCCACCAUUCCUGGGAGGCACGUUGAAUACAUACUAUUCCCUGUAUUGGAGGACUUCCCCUACUGUUCCCAGGUCCUGUGCUGACCUUCAGGGGGACCGUCCCCAUGGCGGGGCCCUGCUGUCCAACUGUGGUCUAUAGGCUGGUUUUCCCUGGGCGUGGCCAACCAAGAGAUUAUUUGAUGUGAUCUAUGAAUUUUGGUGAUUUUUCUAAAGGAUACUUGAUUAUAAUAAAAGCAACUAUCUACCAGACAUGAACUCUUAGCUCAAAAAUGUAAGCCAGAGACAGAGCAGGGUGUGGGUGAGCCAGGCAGAGAGAGAGCUGCGGAGCAGAGGAGGGGCCGGGAAUGGAGAUACCGUGUGGGACCAGCCCUGCCGCUCACCAUAGAGACCUUCCACGAUGUCUCCACGAACGCCACAAAGAUCCAGAUAAUCUGGCCAAUUCUAUCUGACAGCGCCAAAUAGCACUUGUCAGUGAAUUAGAUCCUCCAAGUGCUUUUCUGAAUUGAUAUAAAAUUUUACAGCACGACCUUGAGCCCGGACAACAAUAUGUUCUCUGUCUUUAAAGUUGCUGUGAAGAUCAAGUGUAACAAUUUAAGUGAAAGCCUGUAAAUCCUAAAGCUGUAAGUACACGUAGGUUGCGAUCGUGCUUAAUCAGCAUUAUUCAUUUUCUUUUAACCUAGCUGCAGCUGAUAUGAAUCUUUGGAGCCUCUGAUAAGCUUCCCAUCAAAAAGCCCUUGCAAUCCUAAAUUCCCUGGAUAAAAAUAUGAAUCUGGCCUCAGCCCAGAGCCCAUCUUCUUCUUCUAACAUAUAUAUCUAUCUCCACGGGACGCUGCCAGGAGCUGGCUGCAGCCAGAACCCACCGUAACCUCUCCCUCUCAACCUCUCCUUUUUUCACAAUCAGGCUGAGAAAGACGUGCUCCUCAGGGAGCGCCCCCACCCCUUUUGAAGUUAGGUCUUGAAGACCGCUCCUGCUGGGCUGCCCUGACUCUCGCCCCAGGACCUGGAGAUCAAGGAUGGGUAAGGCUUGGGUGCAGGCCUCUGGCGCUUGAGUGAAGAGGGAGCGGGUGAGUGAGUUGAGGGCAAGGGCCUGGGGCCUCCUUGGCUUUCCUCCCCGCCCCCAGCCUGGGGUCAGGCUGCUAACUGUACGGGGCAGGGGCGCUCACUCGGUGGGUUGCCCAGGGAGAUGGAACGUGGAGUUGACAGUGGCGGUCAUGGGUAUUACUUUCUUCGUCCUACUUUUCAUGAUGUUGCUCGCCUAUUUCCCAGUAGGGAUGAACACCAAAUCUGGAAAAUAAAAUGGAAGCUCUGGCCAGCCCACACACCUGCUGUUUUCUUGAUGAACAUGUCCCGAGCUCAGGGCCACGCAGUUGGCCCAGCUAAGAGUGGUAAUCAAGAGAACGUCUCCCCUCCUUUCUUGAGAGGGCUCCACUCUGGGUGUGGAGCCCAAUGCAAGGCUCAAACUGGCGACCCUGAGAUCAAGACCUGAGCUGAGAUCAAGAGUUAGAUGCUUAACUUGACCACCAAGGCGCCCCUGAAAUGCACCCAUUUUAAGUACGCAGUAUGAGCCUCAGUGCUUGACCCAGAUUAGAUGCUGGAACCCUCUGACCCCAAGAGAUGGGGCUCAAUUUCUCCCCAGUCCUGUGAUUCUCCUCCGGUCAUCCUGACAGCAGGGGGCUGGCAUUUGACGUACUCUCUGGAAACCUGCUGAAGUGGACACCAGUGGGAACGUGCUGCUGGGCACCCAUGGCUUCACCCUCCUCUUGGAGGCAGAGAUCUGGAGCUUCGACCCCAGCAAGUUCAAGUUCGUUCAGAGGGUCAACCUGUAGAGGUUCCACAACCUCACCGCGCUCUUCCACCUGCUGGCUGAGGGCUGGACAGCGGCUGCGGGAGGUGGUCCUCCAGGCCCCCCGCUCUGGCCUGGGUGGGCUGCUGCCUGGAUCCCUGGGCCAGCGACUGACUGGCCUCUCCACACCGAGACCUACCUGUACUCCUGCCUGUGGACCUCUCUGGCCGCUCCCACUACACCAAGUGCGUCCUGUGUCCUGUCCGGCCCUGGGUGACCAGCAGGACACUGCCACUGCCCAGGGCCCCAGCCCUGAACUGGAGUCCCUGCCAAGACCCCUCCCAAAGGGCUGUAGGAGCUCAGUGGGAAAGCUUUCACUGCGGGGAGGGGGCAACCUUGUAACUCGUGCCCCCCAAGGGAUGACCGGCAGCACACGGGGACUCCCCUUCCAGCACAGCUGGGACAUAAAUUCUGUGGUUCCAGGGGUGACUCUGAUAUAGGAUCCAGGUUUGGUGGUCACCUCAGACCCCCUUAUCAGCCUCCCCUGUCCUCUCGGCCUGCCCCAGCUGUCACACUGGCUACCAGCAUGGGAACCUCUUCAUGUCCUUCCGAAGCCUCUUCCAGGAUGGCUGUCUGAAGAAGAAGACCCUGGAGGACUUGGACAAAUACGUGGAGAAGGGGGAUGUGCGAAUCCCCUUCCUGCUGGACAAGAUGAAGGAGGUUGGGAAAGUGUUUCUGGCCACCAGCAGCACCCACAACUACACGGAUGCCAUCAUGACCUACGUGCUGGGCAUCGGUGAGAGAGUCACCCGGGAGCUGGACCCGCGCUACCUAACAGCACGUGGGCAGCCUGUUCCGCGGCGGCUUCCGCCAGACGCUCUCCUACCAGCUCAUGCGCUCCGCAGGCCUCUACGCCGCCACCUGCCUCGACAUCCUGCGCUACCCACUCAGCGCGCUGCAUCGGGCGGCCCGGAGCUGGGCUCCUGUUUCGUCUUUUGGUAGCAUCAUCUGGCAUCAUCUAGAGGCUUAGAAGGAAUAUACCUACGUAACUGAAAUGACACAACAAACUCUCAAAGGAACAGGUCUGUGAAACAGUUCGCUAGUUUCUCUUUCUGUGGGUAAUCAAGGGAAACAUUUGGAAUAUCUGAGGAUAAAUAAGGGCCAACAGGCCACGUACUGAGAGAGUUUCAGAAGCUAGGUCUGGCACUGCCAAGGCCUUUCGCUCUUCCUGGCUUGACUUUUGGGCCUGAGUCGGUAAAGCGGCUUCUCCAGGCAGAGACCAGGUAUCCCUGGCCUUGUGUCUUCAAACACUGCAUUCUUGUUCAAGG